Clarias gariepinus (North African catfish) is the source of this 858-nucleotide messenger RNA. RefSeq names its product butyrophilin-like protein 2. The transcript has 2 exons. The coding region runs from base 40 to 831 and encodes 263 amino acids. The record is from RefSeq and is a predicted model, not a curated record. NCBI's taxonomy places the organism in Eukaryota, Metazoa, Chordata, Actinopteri, Siluriformes, Clariidae.
AAACUGAUCCCAAAACCAGAACAUUCCUUCACUUUCCGCAUGCCUGAAACAUUUACCGCCGAACCUUGCAUCAUCUAUGGUUGUGAUGGUGAUGGUGUCACUCUGCCCUGUUACCUCUAUCCUAAAAAGAGUGUUAUUUCCAUGGAGAUCAGGUGGUUUAAGGGAACAGACUGUAUUUGUUUGUACCAGAAUGGGCAGGUGAAAGAAGGGAAGGACUAUGAGGGCAGAGUGAGUCUGUUCACCCACGAGCUGGAGGAGGGAAACAUGUCUCUGAUGCUGAGGAAUGUUCAAGAGUCUGAUGGUGGAGAGUACAAAUGUGAGAUGACUCAUCGAAAACAUAAGAUGGAAAACAAUGGUGUCUACCUACAAAUGUCAGAAUUCAAGCUGGUUCACAGAACUGAGGAUGUCGGAAAGCCCACUGGAUCUAAUAAUGAACCUCAUUUGGUAGAGGUGACAGCGGGUGAUGAUGUCACUCUGCCCUAUUAUAUCUCUCCUAAAAUGAGUGCUGUUGCCAUGGAAAUCAGGUGGUUUAAAGGGACAGACAAUAUCUGUCUGUACCAAAACAGGCAAGUGAAAGUGGGGAAGGGCUACUAUGGCAGAGUGAGCGUGUUCACCAACGAGCUGGAGGAAGGAAACGUGUCUCUGGAGUUAAGGAAUGUUCAGAUGCCUAGAGAUUUCGGACUGUACAAGUGUGAAGUCAUGUCUGGAGAUAAAAAAGUGAAACAUCAAGCAUCAGUUUACCCCAUAAUAAUAAAAGGUAAGGCCCAAGGGCAUUUUAGCUAUUUAAAAGAUCAGGGGCUAAGUCAAAUUUGCAGUUGUAGCUACCUUUAAAAAAUUACCUAUAUUAUAAAUAUAAUA